UCUACCAAAUAAUCUUCCAUAGCUAGCUGAACAAUGUGAAAAUAUACCUGAAACUUCUUCCACAUCCCCACACAAACAGAGAAAAAACCAUGAUUCUUUUCAUCAGAAAUGCAAGUCUCACCCAUUCUUUAUUACUCAAACCUCAUCCUUUGAUUCUAAUCACAACUGUUAGAACUUAUGGAUCCCAUAGUAGAACUCCAUUUGAAGUUCUUGUGUUUGAUCAAUGCAAGUCUGGUCAAAUCAAGAAACUUGAAGAUGCACUGGGUUACUUUGAUAAAAUGGUUUCAGUGAAACCAUUGCCAUCAACUGAAACAUUCAAUCAACUAUUGAUUUCAGUGUCGAGAAUGAGAUGUGUUGAUGCAUUUGAGAUGUAUAAGAGGAUGAAACUGGUUGGAAUUCAACCUAAUGUAUUUACAGCUAACAUUUUGAUUAAUUGUUGCUGUCAAUUAAGUCGGUUGGAUUGUGCAUUCAGUUUGUUUGGUGAAAUGCUUAAGAGGGGUUUUCAAAUUGAUACCGUGACUUUCACUUCUCUGAUCAAAGGGUUGUGCCUGCAAGGGAAAGUUUUUCUUGCUCUUGAAGUGUUUGAGAGAAUGAUUGAAAUGGGAAUUCAACCGAAUGUCGUUACUUGCGGAACUGUAAUUAGCGGGCUUUGUAGAAUAGGUGAAGUAGGUAAUGCUCUUGAGUUGCAAAAGAAUAUGGGUAGAUGGAAUUGCAAGCCUGAUAUUGUUUCAUAUGGUGCAAUCAUAGAUAGUCUAUGCAAAAGAGGGUCAGUGAAAGAGGCUUUAAAUCUCUUUUCCCGAAUGAUAAAAGAUCAGGGAAUUGUCCCAAGUGUUAUUGUUUAUAGCUCUUUGAUCAGCGGACUCUGCAGUUCAGAUCGGCUGAGUGAGGCUCUGCAACUCUUUUAUAACAUGUCUGGUCGAGGCAUUGCUGCAGAUGCGAUCAUUUAUAGUUCUCUAAUUCAUGGUAUCAGCAAACAUGGAUUGCGGAAGGAAGCAAAGACAUUUUUUGAUGAAAUGGUGAAUAGAGGGAUCUCCCCGACAGUAGUAACAUAUAGUAUACUAGUAGAUUCUCUGUCCAAAGAAGGGAAGAUGAGAGAAGCAGGCGAGUUAUUUGCAGAAAUGAUUAGCUUAGGCAAAGAACCUAAUGCACUUACUUAUAACUCGAUGAUAGGUGGUCUGUGUUUGACAGGUAAGAUUGACGAAGCGCAUAGAUUGUUUGAUUCAAUGGGGGAUAAGGGCCUUGAACAUGACGAACACAGCUUCACUGUGUUGAUCAAUGGGUAUUGCAAGAACUUUAGGUUGGAUGAUGCUCUGCAGCUCUUCAAGAAAAUGAAACAAAAUGGAUUGAAACCAACACAAGUUACUUACAGUACACUAGUGAAUGGACUAUGUCGCGCUGGAAGAAUUAGGAAUGCGCAAAGCCUGUUUGAUGAGAUGCAAUCUGUUGGUAUAUCUCCAAAUGUAGUCACAUAUGGUGCCUUACUGGAUGGUCUUUGCAAGAAUGGAUACAUUGAUGAAGCAGUUGAUUUAUUUCAAUCUCUGGAAGGUAUGGGGUUUAAAUAUAAUAUUCGAAUUUGUAGUCUAGUUAUUGAUGGCUUGUGCAAGGCUGGUAAAUUUGAAGAUGCAAAAAGAUUGUUUGAUGAUCUCCCAAACAGAGCGCUAGUUCCUAACGUUAUAACAUAUACCAUAUUGAUCAGUGGCAUGUGUAAAGAAGGUAUGCAAUUUGAGGCCGAAAGAUUACUGUUUGAAAUGGAAAAGAAUGGUUGCUUGCCAAAUGCUGUCACGUAUAAAACUCUUAUUAAAGGUUUUCUUGAAGCCAAAGAUUUCAAGAAAGCUAAAGAGCUUCUUCAGAAAAUGAGGGAAAAAAACUUUCACUGAGCAAGGCCACUUCUCAUACUUUGAAUGACUGCACUGUUUAGUCCUCCAUAUGAAGUAUUAGCUUGCUUCCUUCCUAAAAACAGGUAAAUGGUCAAGAAGUUUACAAGGAUUAUGCAUGCGUAUAAUACAUUGCUAAUUCAAAUUCAGGGCCUUACGAUUUUGGAAGAGGUGCUUUCUGGAUAUUCCACUUUCUAAAUAUCACAUCAGGAAAGGCGAAGGAUAAAAAGAUUUUCAUGGGUCUGGGUCUUCUGUAGGGGCCUUCAAGACUGGGAAGUAAGUGCUCUAUGACGAGGGAAGCCAAGAUUUUGUGAGAAGAGUUAUUAGUGGUGACAAACUACUACGCAUUUAAAAUUUAGCUUUUAUAUACCAACUCUUUCGUAAUCUCGAGAAGUUCUAGAAAAAUUCAACCACUAUGAACCAUCAAAAUUGUACAGGACGUAAACAAAGAAUUUAUAGUGUGUGUUGAGAAAGAGCUCAACAUAAUGGAUGCGAAUGUCGAAGAGGAAUCAACUCAACGACUGGAAGAGCAAAACACAUGAAAGGUCACAGAGACGAGGAAUUCAUAAUGAUCAUGGCAAGCAAAGUAGCAUUAAAGAUUGCGAGAUUGAAGCCACCCUCUCACAAUUGUUGACAAAGGAAUCGGGACCUUACUAAACUCUCACUGCAAGUGUGUUUGCUGAACAGUGAAUAUGUCAAGUUUGUUAGAUAGGCUACAAGUUCAUUAUUAGGGAUCAAGAAGUUGGUGGAUAUUUACAAGGAAACUCACUUUUCCUGCAGUCACACUCUAAUCAUGGAACUCAAUCUUCUUGCAGCAUUUCUGAAAGCGAAUCGAUACUGUUUAAGGUCAUCGUGUUGGCAUCUACAUGAUUCCAAAUACGGUUUCCAUCUCUUUCUCUGGCCUCCUCCCUCCCCCAUAAUAAAAAAAAGACUCUUUUCAUCUCAUUUCCUUGGUUGAAUGUUAGGAAACAAGUGGGGGGUUUCGACGGAAGUCCGUGCUUGGUGCAGAAUAUCUCUAAUCGGCAUUAGGAUUUCUCCUCUCGAAAAGACUUCAGUUAUUAUGAUGGAUCUAAUUCGAGAAGGUCUUUUGAUUUUCUUAUUCACUAUAACCUCGUCAACCACUACAAGAGAUGUCAAAGCUUUGGAUUUGGAUGCACACUUUGAUGCUAACAAAAUUUGUGAUCUGGUCAAAAAGGAAAAUGAGAUUUUAUGCAGAGAUGCACUGUUGAUGUAUCCGGGUAUCUAUGGGCCUUAUGUUAACGAUGCUGGGUCUACUUUGAUCAGUGUGGCAAAGUUCCAUGCUAUGGAUGCAAAGAACGUAAUAAUGGGUUUGUUUCCGAAGGCUCCCCGUGCUCAAAAAAUUCAUCUUAAAUUUUGUCAACAUUUGUACGAUCAUUUUCUACAAAAAGAUUUAAAAUCCUUAUCUCGGUUGCUAGGGAAAAAGGAUUACACCGGCUUACAUAGGGCAGCAGGUGUUUUUAUAAAAUACGCAUCCGAUUGCGACGAGUCUUUCGAACCAGAACCAUCUCCCUUGAAACCACAUAACAUGUUUUUCUUUAAUGGUAACCUUUACCUCCAUGCGUUCAAAGAGAUAUGAAAGACAUUAAAGCCCAACCUUAGAUGGGCGAAGGCUGCAAAAUCAGGCACAGUCAACCUCCUCAAUGAUAUUUGUUAGGUGGGCAAGGUCCCAAUUCCAUGUCCCUUCGAAUUUGUGUUUAAUACAGAUUUCAGCCUAUAUAAGUGCUCCUCCAAAACAUUGUGAAUAACCGCUGUUGGCAUUGUUGCGGUCACAGUUACCCUCUCCGGGGUGGAGCCAAAGGGUUGACUAAUUAACCCUGGCUCUAGCCCCCCCUAAAAUUACUAAAACUGUUAAAAAGCCCUUGAUUUUAUAGUAAGUUUUACAUUUAGUCCACCUAGUUUUUAAAUUUAGCCCACUAGUAUAUAUAUAGUUUUUUUUAGUCCCCCUUAUUUUCAAAGUCCGGCUCCUCCACUGUUCCCAAACUUGAAACUCUUGAUAUUGGUUCAUUCUCUGGAGAUCUUGAGCCCUUUCCGUUUCCUGCCGCCAACAUUGUAGGAGGAGGAGGAACUGCAGUAGGCAAUUAUUUUCCAUCGCUUUGUGAAUUAACUCUUAGGGGAGGCGGCAAACUCAAAUGUUUACCUGAUCAAAUUCAAUACAUCACUUCUUUACAGUGCCUGCGGAUAAACCUUUUUAAUUCUUUGGUGGCUCUGCCAGAAUGGUUAGGUAAUUUGACUUCUCUUAGGUUUUUGACUGUGAAAAUGUUACGUAUCUGCCUUCACAAGAGAAGAUGCUACGGCUCACCUCACUACGAAAACUGUCUAUUCAUGGGUGUCAAGUCCUGGUGGAUAGAUGUAAACAAGGAGGAGAAGAGGCAUACAAGAUAUCCCCCGAGAUUGAAGUUGAUUACUAAAUCAAGGUGUUAAGGAAUAAGGAGCAAGUUCGGGUUCUUCAGUAUGUUUGGUGGUGGAUCGGAGACCAGCUUUCUGCUUCUACAACAAUCCUUGCAUAAGUUUUACUGUGAGAUUAUGUAGAUGUGCUAAUUUUUUUUUGGCAUUUUUUCUUCUUGUAGACAUCCACGCUGAGAUUUUACUAACAGAUGAAAAAGGAAGAAGAGACAAUUCUAAAAAAAUAUAAAGAACAUUUCCCAAACAAAGGAUCAGUCCAAUAAUACGACUCACCAGUAAAUAACGCGAGACUUUUUUGUAAAUCUCUGCUUUAAUGUAUUCUAAAAUAUAUGUACUUUCUCAAGGUUCUGUAACCGGUUUCACAAAAGUGUCCUUUCUUCAGAUAAAAUUAGGGUACGAUAUCCAUGUUUUCUUCAAGUUUUUCAAGCAAGGAGGAUAAAGUCUGGACUAUGCGCAGUUUCCCACAAGGAAAAUCCUGUUUGGAUCAUUAGAGAGUGACUCGUGUCAAGACAAGUAUAUAACAACACCUUGUGACACAAUCUUCCAAGUUCUCAAUUUGAUGAUUUAUCUAGCAAGUUGAACCUUGUUUUAGAACAAGUUCGAGCACUAAUCUGUGGACUACAAUCCUCUACAAAAACGCUUGCGGAGAAGAUAGAACUAGUUGAAUCCAGAUUGGACCUUAUUGAAGAGGAACAUGAUGAAUACAUAUAUUAUGAGAACAAUUUGGGAAUAUCCGAGUAAACUCUUUUGGUUCA
This is a messenger RNA of Papaver somniferum (opium poppy), 5053 nucleotides long. Its product is annotated as pentatricopeptide repeat-containing protein At3g22470, mitochondrial-like. The transcript has 8 exons. Gene Ontology annotation, molecular function: protein binding. The record is from RefSeq and is a predicted model, not a curated record. NCBI's taxonomy places the organism in Eukaryota, Viridiplantae, Streptophyta, Magnoliopsida, Ranunculales, Papaveraceae. Bases 90 to 1877 code for a protein of 595 amino acids.